AAAGAAUGACAGAUUGAUAUCAGUUAUCAUUUAGAAUGAAUCCUCCAAGGUAUUUAGACCAGUGCCUUGAAGGAUUAAUGUCCAAUCAUCCGUAACACACAGCACCGAUAAGAUAACAUCCGUUCCCGAAAAGACGAACUCCCUUCUAACAGCAUUCCAAAAUGGAUCGUUGGACUGGCCGGGUGGCCGUCGUUACCGGUGCCAGCUCCGGUAUUGGUGCGGCCGUAGUGAAAGCGCUCGCCAACGCGGGCAUGAUCGUGAUCGGUCUGGCACGGCGUGUCGAACGGGUGGAGGAACUGCGCCAACAGCUCUCCGAACAGGCCGCCCAACGGCUGCACGCGAUCCGGUGUGAUGUAACGCGGGAAGAAGAUAUAGUGGCCGCUUUUGACCAAAUCGAGCAGCAUUACGGUGGUGUUGAUGUGCUGAUCAACAAUGCUGGCAUUGCGCGAGGUGGAAUCAAUCUGUUCACACCGGGCAAUGCCGAUCCGCUGCGCCAGGUACUCGAUACGAACGUAAUGGGUGUGGUGCUGUGCAGCCGGGAAGCGUUCCAAUCGAUGAAGCGCCGCUCGGUCGAUGGACACAUCGUGCAGGUGAACAGUGUGGUAGGGCAUACGGUGCCCGCGUUCGCUAGCUUCAACAUCUAUCCGGCAUCCAAGUUUGCGGUGACGGCGCUGACGGAAUCGAUGCGCCAUGAGUUGCGGAUAGAGGGAACGCGCAUCAAAGUGACGAGCAUUAGUCCGGGAUUGGUCAGGACGGAGGCGGUCCCUAGUGAGCUGAAAACGGGCCAGACGCCAAUACUGGAACCGGAGGAUAUUGCGGAUGCCGUGCUGUACGUGCUGGGCACCCCGCCGGGGGUACAGGUCCAUGAGCUUACCAUUAGACCCGUUGGUGAAAUGAUGUGAAAUGAAACGUACAACGCUUCUAAAUGUGACCAUGCAAAAGUCAACUGGGUACUGCUAUUUUCUUCCGGCCCUAUAGUCAUCUUCUUAAGUUUUGAUGUCCAUCGGAAACCACGGGAAACCCUGUAAUAAAGUCAUUCACAGCUCUUUCCCUUAUCAGUCUGUUUCUGCCCCACCCCUGCGCUUUUGGUAGUGAUGACAAAAGGAACGGAACAAAUCUACCAGGUUUAUUGAACCUUUUGCAAGUGAUUAAAUAAAAA
Molecule: messenger RNA, 1159 nt
Organism: Anopheles merus
Lineage: Eukaryota; Metazoa; Arthropoda; Insecta; Diptera; Culicidae
Product: farnesol dehydrogenase-like
Exons: 3
Coding region: 162-902 (246 amino acids)
Molecular function (GO): oxidoreductase activity
Source: RefSeq, a predicted model, not a curated record